This is a messenger RNA of Sinocyclocheilus grahami, 1207 nucleotides long. It is a transcript of the gene otc, whose product is annotated as ornithine transcarbamylase. Gene Ontology annotation, molecular function: ornithine carbamoyltransferase activity; amino acid binding. Gene Ontology annotation, cellular component: mitochondrion. Lineage: Eukaryota; Metazoa; Chordata; Actinopteri; Cypriniformes; Cyprinidae. The coding region runs from base 89 to 1174 and encodes 361 amino acids. The transcript is spliced from 10 exons. Gene Ontology annotation, biological process: L-citrulline biosynthetic process. The record is from RefSeq and is a predicted model, not a curated record.
CCCCUUUUCGUCCCGUUAGCCACGCCCCCAAUGCUGGCAGGGAGCGCGUGGAAAUGAUUUGAUUUGGCUGUGCCACUUUCAGCUCUGUAUGCACAGGCCUACUUAUGUCAGUAAAAUGUUUGCUUUCAAAAACAGAAUAUAUUUUAGUCUGAAAUUUGCUAAAUGUUGCCAAAGCAGGAAUUUUAGAGUGGGAAAAGCAGCUCUGGACAGUGUUAACCUGAAGGGUCACAGCUUUCUAACACUGAAGGAUUUUAAUGCAGAGGAAAUUAAACAUAUCCUGUGGGUUUCUGCUGACCUUAAACAUCGAAUAAAACACAGGGGCGAGUAUGUCCCAUUACUUCAAGGCAAAUCUAUUGCCAUGAUAUUUGAGAAGAGGAGCACUAGGACCCGCAUGUCCACUGAAACAGGGUUUUCUCUGUUGGGUGGCCAUCCAUGUUUUCUCACACCCCAGGAUAUUCAUCUAGGAGUCAAUGAGAGCACCACAGACACGGCCAGGGUGCUCUCUGGUUUGGCAGAUGUUGUGUUAGCUCGCGUGUAUAGUCACUCAUCUCUGGAGCACCUGGAUAUAGAUGCUUCUAUACCAAUCAUCAAUGGCCUAUCUGACCUCUACCACCCUAUACAGGUUCUGGCUGACCUAUUGACACUACAGGAGCACUACGGCUCAUUAAAAGGCCUCACUUUGGCUUGGAUAGGUGAUGGAAACAAUGUUCUUCACUCCUUUAUGAUGUCAUUGGCUAAACUAGGUGUCAAUCUAAAAGUGGCCACACCCAAGGGUUAUGAGCCAGAUGCUAACGUCACUCAAGAGGCUCAGCUUCUGUCUAAGCAGUUUGGUACCAAGUUGCAAUUCCUGAUGGAUCCAAUGGAGACAGCACGGGACAGUAGUGUGCUGGUUACUGACACUUGGGUGAGCAUGGGCCAAGAGGAGGAGAAGAAGAAGAGACUAAAAGAUUUCCUUGGUUACCAGAUUACCAUGCAGACAGGAAGUGUGGCUGCACCAGACUGGACAUUUCUGCACUGUCUCCCACGUAAAGCAGAGGAAGUAGACGAUGAAGUUUUCUACUCACCACGUUCCCUUGUGUUCACAGAGGCUGAGAACCGCAAGUGGACCAUUAUGGGUUUGAUGGUGUGCAUCCUGACAGACUAUACGCCACAAAUUCCCAAACUCAAAUUUUAAAAAAAUAUGUGGGAAAAAGACAUUAAAAACAGA